Cylas formicarius (sweet potato weevil) is the source of this 1870-nucleotide messenger RNA. RefSeq names its product ubiquinone biosynthesis monooxygenase COQ6, mitochondrial (gene Coq6). Gene Ontology annotation, cellular component: mitochondrion. Gene Ontology annotation, biological process: ubiquinone biosynthetic process. NCBI's taxonomy places the organism in Eukaryota, Metazoa, Arthropoda, Insecta, Coleoptera, Brentidae. The transcript has 10 exons. The record is from RefSeq and is a predicted model, not a curated record. Bases 52 to 1425 code for a protein of 457 amino acids. Gene Ontology annotation, molecular function: 2-octaprenyl-6-methoxyphenol hydroxylase activity; FAD binding; oxidoreductase activity, acting on paired donors, with incorporation or reduction of molecular oxygen, NAD(P)H as one donor, and incorporation of one atom of oxygen.
UCUAACCUUGACUUUCAUGUUUUGUUUGCAGUCAUUAUAGGACUAAAAAAUAUGUCUUUAAUAAUAUUUAAUAAUUCUCAAUUCUUGAUAAGCUCCAAAUUGCAGAAAGUCAAAAAAUUCUAUUCUAUAAAUGUUCGUAGUCAUUUUGAUAUAAUUAUUGCAGGAGGUGGAAUGGUUGGAACAACACUUGCUUGUGCCUUAGGAAAAAAUAGUCGACUGGCAAAUAAAAAAGUGUUAUUAUUGGAAGGGAGCUCAAAAAAGCAUUGGAAAUUGCCCGAGAACUAUAGCAAUCGUGUUGUCUCAAUCAAUCCAGGUACUCAUAAGCUUCUGAAUGAUAUAGGCGCAUGGAAAUUUAUUGAAAAAUUAAGAUUUACUGCUGUUAAAAGAUUGGAGGUUUGGGAUGCAAUAUCUGAUGCCCACAUUACAUUUGGUGAUUCAGAAGAAGACAAUGUUUCAUAUGUAGUAGAAAAUGAUGUAAUUCUGCAGUCAGUGAGUGAAGAAAUCAAGAAUGUACCAAAUGUUAAUGUCAUGUAUGACUCCAAAGUGAAAAAAUAUGACUUGCCAAUACUUACAGAAAAUGUGGUGACUGUAACUAUGGACAAUGAUGAUGUGUUCACUUGUGAAUUAUUGUUGGCAUGUGAUGGGGUGCAAUCCUUAGUACGAAAGUCUAUGAAGACCGAUUACCUGUCAUGGAGUUAUAACCAAAUGGGUGUUGUAGCUACACUGAAAUUAAGUGAUGAAAUCAAAAAUGAAAUAGCUUGGCAAAGGUUCUUACCUACGGGACCAAUUGCCUUGUUGCCUUUGACAGCUGAUCAGAGUUCUUUGGUAUGGUCUACCACUCCAGAGCAGGCAAAGUUACUCUUGAACCUCAGAGAAGAGGAAUUUGUUGAUGAGCUUAACAAAGCCAUUUGGCAGAAGUAUGAUCACCAUAGUGUCAUUCAACAGGCUUCAAGUCUCUUUGACACAUUAUUGCGCUUUUUAAACUGCCCAUCCGGCGGAAUUCGCCAAAUUCCUCCAAAGAUUUGUGGAAUAAUAAAGGAAUCCAGAGCUGCAUUUCCAUUGGGAUUUGGUCAUUCUGCGCAAUAUAUUGGACAAGGUGUGGCUUUGAUUGGUGAUGCUGCUCACAGAGUUCAUCCGUUAGCUGGGCAAGGCGUCAAUCUCGGAUUUGGUGAUGUUGUAUGUUUAAAUGAAAUAUUAGGUGAAGCUAACAUUUCUGGCGCAAAUUUGAAUGACAUGAGUUACUUGAAAGAUUAUGAAACAAAAAGACAACAGCAUAAUGUCCCAACCAUGCUCGCCGUUGAAAGUUUGCAUAGACUAUAUAAUACUGAGUUUACACCUGUGGUUCUCUUGCGGAGUUUAGGAUUACAAGCCACUCACGUCAUAGAACCUCUUAAGAAAGCAAUUAUUUCACAAGCCGCUGUCUAGCAUCUUCUUAUACCAAACGUUGAAAAGAGGUAUUGCAUGGCUGUGUUCAUAAAAGGAUGCUGCAUCAUUGAACCGAAAAUAGAGUCCCAAAUCACUGAUUUUCAUAAGCAAUAGUAUAUCUUACAAAUUACAGUUAACAUGAACUAAAUGCUUGAAUUAUUAAAUAAUUUUUUGACUUCUAACUUGAAUGUAAAUAUGUACUAUGGAAUAAACUAGCCAACUUAAUUACAAUUGACCACUAUGAAUACUCUGUUUUUAGAAUAUUUUCUCUACUCCCUCCUCUAAAAUACACAAUUAUGGGCUCAUCAACAAACGGAAUGUGAAGUUAAGAGGUCAGCUUUGUUACUCACUGUCGCCAGAAAAUUCGAAGAUAUCCUGUAUUUUAGUUACCGGUUUUGGAGGCCCAGAUAUUUUCGGUACAAAAAGUAAAGUUUGCAACACAUUA